ACAUGCAUCCAUCCAUUGCAUUCUGGGGCAAUCGGAUCGGACGACGGCAAAGUAAAGUUUGUGGCAAAACAUAAUUUUACGUAUUUCCGAGCCCCUUUUGUCCAGUUACUGGCAAAGCAGCCCGGUAAUUCCUGUUCGUCUACGGCCACGAAGAAACAUGGCCAUGUGUGGCGGAUUGAAGGAACGUUGUGCCUGUUGACAUGACUUCCCAGUUCAGGAAUGAAGCUUGGCUGGAUCUACAAGAGGUUCACUCCUCGCUCAACUACCUGAAAGAAAAGUUAGACAAGACCGGUCGGAAGAUAGAUGCCACCUCCUCAUCUGGUCCGAUCCAGUUUAACUUCCCCGGGCUGCCUACAAGGUCCACAGAUGUCUACAAUGGGGAUCGACGAGCUGCCGCCUGUUUCGAUGCGGCAGCCUUGUCGACUGGGGAUAAAAGACAUCGAGGAAGUCUGCAGAAUGCAAAGCGACGUGAUUUUCACUCUGGCGAAUCGCCGAAGCGAAGAGGGUUUGGCGACGGACAGCGCACCUUCGUCAAGCCCGUCUGCAUCAACAAGGAAAUGCUGUCUUGGGACGCCUUUCACAGGCUGCCCAGUCGCCACGACCACUGCGCAUCAGCCUCGUCUGCCUUUGCCUUGGGGGAUGAUAAAGACCGGUUUCAGGUCAACAGCAGCCUUCGACCGAGCGGGCACGUCCGGUACAGAGCCGGGGAACGUGUCCCAAACGAUGGUGCCCUCCCUGGUUACGAGAAUGGGACAUUGCCGGGUGCCACGGAUAAGCUGAGGCGAGUCAUCGAGAGGCAGCGAAGGGCUGCGGAGAGACGAGCCCUGAGAAAAGUGCACGCUCCUCUAGAAUGUGAUCCUGUGCACCGAGAUUCGUUGCGUCCGCGACCCCGCCUCGACAUGCCGGCCGCAGCUCCGCCUCCGCGAUCCGAACACGUUGAUUCAGAACACGUCGCCAUUCCCCUCAAGAUACCCGAAAAUCUUGUCACCGCUGUUCCUCGCAAGAUCCACCAUGCUGCUCCAAUGAUCUUCCCAAGUGCCGCCGCUGAUCUUCCCAUGCCCCAAGUCGAGGAAGAUGCUUCGGCACGUCGCCUACGGAGCGCGGUUCCAGACGAAGACUACGUCGACGACUACCUCGAGUUCCUUCGGAUGCGAAUAGAAGAGAAAGAAACGGAGUCCGCGGAGAAGCCGUCACAGAUUGUUGCGGCCGUACCGAGGUCGGUUGCGGAUGCGCCGAGAGUCCUCGCCGACGUGCCAAGGUUCUUUGCGGAUGCGUCGAGGGUCGCGGGCGACGGGUGGUCCCUCGAAGAGGCGCAGUGCAUAGACCAGGAAGCCGAUGGAAGGGUGGAGCAGCUGGUGUGGAAGCGCAAAGUGGUCACCAUGCCGCCGCCAAAGGAGUACCGGGGUUUUUCGCUUGUCGGAGGCAGUCCAAGGGCUCGUAAGAAAAAGCAGCAGCAGCAAGCAGUUGCGCCAAAACAGAGCGCUCCUGUCGUGGCAUCAUCAAACCCUGCAGCCGACGCCAAGUCCACAACCGAUGCUGCUUUGGAAAAAGACUUGGCCAGGCCGGCGAAAAAGAGUGCAAUUACCCCGACCAGCUGGAAAGAGGGCCGAGACCUUGCCCUCAAAAAACACGGUCCCGUGCCUUCGGAUGCAGAUUCCAAGUUGCCGCAGCAUCAGACCAGCAAGCCAUCAGAGGACGAUGUCGACUCUUCAGAAGGCACAGCGUCUCGCCUCCAAGGACCUUCUUUGGAGCAAAAUCAUGCCACAGAGCCACCAAGAACCAUCUCUGGUUUGUCUGCACAAGCGAGGGCCCAAAGUGUCAAGAGGAAAGCGCAGCUACAAGCAGAGAUGGUGGAGCGCCCCUCUCCCGCGCCCAAGGUGCGCCACUACGAUGCUCCGGCGGUGCGAGAGUUCAUAGCAAAGCAGCGUCGGAGCCGCCAGGACGAUCGGAGGCGGGAGCAGCUGGGCACGGCGCAGGUGGUCAGGGCCAAGGAGGAGAGGCUGGAGAAGCUGUAUGCACUGCAGCGGAGGACCGCACGCGUCAGCGCGCAGAGGGGGCGGCAGAAGAGCAGGGAGCAGCAGGAAGAACAGGCCUUUGUAGAGCAGUUUGCGGAGCGCCUGAAAUCAAUUCCGGUCCGCAACGGAGCAGCUAGUCAACCUUGGUGCGAGGCGGACGACGACGCCCUCGGCGACGACGACUCGUCGCCAAGUGACGUGGCGUCUUCAAACAUCGGAGAUGCCGCGGUUCGAGCCAAUUCGUCUACGAAGCCGCCUCCUCGGAGAGACCAGGAAGUCCAGGUCAGCCGUCAAUGUUCCGUCGAGAAGGACGAUCGCCAGCCCGUGGAAAAACCGGAUUCUCGGCCAAAUAUUGGGGUAUAUUCCGACCACGAGUCUGGUGGCAGCUCCGAAUGUCCUUCUCGACUAUUCGAUUUUCACCUGCAAAAGGUAUCCGAAAAGGGGUCUCGUUAUGAACCAACGGAGCAGGUGCGGAACCUAGGUCGACUCGCAGUGAGCAUCAACAAUAUGAUUGACGAGCAAAUGCUCAGGAUGGGUAUUCCCAACCUUCCAGAGGUGUCACCUCAACAAGGCGGCCAGAAUGAUGAGGAUCUUCCUGCAAGGCUUAGGCGGCUUGUGUCGGCUUUUGACGUAGCCGAUCUCGACGCUGUCGUAGCAGAGCACAGUCAGGACGCUGCAGGCGGUGGAACCUCUUCGAACUCGGAGAUAUGCGGCGUCGAGGAGGCCGAUGCUGCCGAGAUGGCACGGAACUUUUUUCGAGCUCAUGUUGAAGAACUCAAGAAGGGACAAGCGGCCAAAGGGCUUAGCGAUUCUGAGGAAGACAGAUCGAAGGCUCCGAGAGAGGUUGUCGAAAGCAGGGACGUCAGCAUGUACGACAAGGCGGUCUCUGCACCAAGCUUCAAUGCAUUGAGGCUGUUCACCCUGGACAAAGAGCCUUCACAUCACCUGAUGCCCGACCCGAACAACAUUGCGAGCGCUUGGAGGAAAAAGAAUGUCAAAGCGUUCCUGACGAGCACGCGCCUGGGAGGCGACUCUAUGCUGCCGAGCUUUGGCGGGAGUGCUGACCUACCCCUUUCUCCACUGAAAACUCUCCGUGAGGCAAAACCAAGUCAGCGAAUUUCGGAAAGAACGUCCGGAGAACUGAGGACGUCCCUGCUGCUGGAGGAUUCUACGGCUCACGGUGCUACCAGAAAGUCGCACCGUGACAGCGCAGGUCGCCAGGGUGACGUCCACCGCACCAUGACGACGGGACCACCGGCUGACACAAUGACUGCUGCACAGAGUCAGGAAAGCGAAGCCACUCACUUGACUCCACCCUCAGUUGGAAUGGAAAGUGCAAAAACAUCGCAAGAAGGCGAUGUUAUGCCUUCGACUCCUGCUUCGAGGGACGUGUCACGGGGUUCCGUGCAGGAGGAAAAGAAGUCCGGCCUCGUCAGCUCUUCUGCAGCACUGCCGCCCCUCGGGGCUGUAGGGGGAGCGUGUGUGCCUGCAGUUGCGGCGCCCAGGAAGGUGAACCUCGACGACGACCGAGCCUGGAUUUUGCUGGAAGCCCAAGCCAAAGCUGCCCUGGCGUCGGCCGAAACAGCACGACAGUUAGUUCAGGACCGCGGACCAUCCAUGAUGGAGCGACGCAGCGAAGACCUCGCUCGCCUCCUCACUGCAGGCACUGUCGCCGCCGCCUCCGCUCUUGCAGCAAGCUUGGCGACACGCGGUUUCGGUUCCUACGUGCAUCCUUCCCAGAACGCCGAAGAGAAGCGACCGGCUGCGAAAGAUAGUUUAGACGGAAAGCCGCAUACAUUGUCUUCGGCUUCGUCGACGACGGCCCCCGGCAUCACAGACGAAGGAAGCUUCGAGUCGGACGACGAGAAGACGUCGACGACUCGGCGAACCACGACAGAGGAAAGUAGGUCUCCUCCGCUGACCAAAGAUGGCGCCGACGGAGGCAGCGGGGCUCCGGAUGCACCGCCCACCGAGCUUGACAACAGCAAGGAUGGUGCUCUUUCCGAAUCGGUCUCCGAGGAGCUGGGAGCACUGGGAUUGAGCGACUCCAGCACGGACAAAAGGAAAGAGAAGCCGCCGACUCCUUCCAAAAAACGGCAGCCAAAAAACUUGGUGCCCCUCUCUGCUGACAGCAGUGCCACUGAGGACUCUACGGGCGCUCGGAUGUGGAGCCAGAGCUCGGCCUUUGACCCGCUCCUGCUGGACAAGGACCUGCUGAGCUGCUCGCUGACCGAGAGACAAUCAGUGCCCGGCAGGGAGGGGGACGGGGCAGAGAGGCCCCUGGCGCUGCUGCGACUGCAGGAGAGGGACCUCGUGGAGCGGGCUCGGGCAGAGCUGGCCUGGCUGGAGGUGCUCAAGAGGAAGUGCAGAGAAAGAGGUUCGGAGGACAGGAUGCCAGCGCUGCGGAAGAAGCAGCGAGGCAUCCUCAUCAGGCUUCACCAGAAGCGAGCCGAGCUGAAGGCGCUCCAGGCCCGCCACCUCUCUGAGCCGCCACUGCAGUCGAAGGCCAGCCUCGACGCUUCGUCAGUUCCUACUCGCUCCGUCACCGAGGUGCCUUCCGAAAGUUUCGUGAGUGAGCCAGUAGAAGCAUCGUCGUUCUUGAGCGACCAUGGGACCGACCCCACGGGAGAGGUAUCUUCGAAACUGGAGGAGUCUGAGGAAGUCGAGAGCAAAACAUUGCUGCCAAGCAGCCAUGCCUCCGCGUUGGAAAGUGGCUCAGUUUUGGAAUUGCCCGAGGAUUCUACGCACUUAAAACUGAACGCCAGCAAAAGGCUUCUUGAGGAGCGUCAGCAGGAGCUCCAGGGCAGACGCAAAAAUGUUCAAGAGCUGCUGGACUGGCAGAAGAGGCUGAAUGCUGAGGAGGCCAGCGUCAGGGCACUUGAGAGGAGAGCCCUGGCCAGGCUGAGGGCACGGGCAGCCAAGGCCCCUCAGGGAAGAACGGAAAGUGUGUCGGUCACGCCGCCACCUUCCAAUCCGCCGGAUACAACAUCCAAGCAGAGUGACGAAGGCAAGGGCUCCGAGACAGUAGAUGCCGUGUCGACCGAGGAAGACAUUGCAGAAGAUACGGCAGCGACAGCACCUGUCACCGUCACGGAGUCCGUUCCGGAAGAAGAGAUGGACGAACAAACGAGUGGCGACCAACAAGGGACCUCCACUAUAGAGAGCCAAGUGGUGGCGUCAGGAUCGUCCUUUGAGGCAGAAGUGCAGACGGAGACCACGACUAAGCGGAGCUCCAGUAGCCGUCGGUCUUCUCCCCGGAGCCACGAUCGUUCUCCUUCUCGUGCGCUGUCGAGCGGGCGUACUGCCGCGGCAUUGCUCCUCAAGAGACCCUUGGUGCCAAGGAUGAGAGGCCCCAAGGAUUCGGGGAGUGGAUCCGAAGACUCCUUCAAUGUGUCCCUGUCCGAGACUGCGUCCGACCAGAGCGACAUUGAGGUCAGGAUUCUGGCACUGAGCGAAGAGCUGAAGAAGCGGCAGCUAGAGGCUGUGCAGCUGAGGAAAGAGCAGAGGAGGCGCCGCACGGAGUUUCUCAGGGAGAAGGAGGAGUCCCUCAAGAGGCACAUCGAGGUGUACGACACGCUCAUCCAACAAGCCAAGGAGGAGCUCGAGAAGGAGCUGGACCUGGCACAGCAUGACAAGAGUGUCUGCGUGAAGCCGCAGAUCAAGAAGCCACGGGCGGCCGAGCAGCGCAAGCACAGGAUUCCACAGCUGACUCCGGACAGCAGCUUGCCAGUACCGUCGUUGGUUCCGCAAGCCAAACCUUCCAAGCCAAAGGCAGAAUCUUCGCAAGAGACGUCGUCAAACAGUUCUUCCACGAAGGCGGUGUCGGGAGGGGAGGUCCCAACAGAAGUGCCAUCGUUCGAAUAUAUUGAUGCUGCGUCAUCCAUUGAAGAGAGGAGCCACGACUACACCGCUUCAGUCGUUGAAGACAAUAGCAAAGCUGCUGUCUCUGAAGAGAUCAGCGAGCGAGUCAGCGAAGAAAUUCAAGAGGCCUCUUUCCAGGAAGAAGAGUCUUUGAGGGGUGAAGCUACGGACACGAGCGGUUCGUCCGCUCAGGGUACAUCGACAAAAACGUUAUCCGCGAAAGAGCGGGGCGUCUCGGUGAGAAGCGAAAAGUCGGACGAGGUUUCGGAGGAUGCCGGUUCCGAAGGCGUACCAUCGUCGGCAAACAAGACCGAUGCCUCCUCGAGCCACAGGACGGAACCCCCGCUCUCCGCCAAAGACCUCAACGAGUCCUCGGUCGAGGACACCCCGAAGUCAUCCUUGGAUGCCAUGGAAGAAGACGUUCAAAGCUCGACGGCGGCGCACGAGAGCUCAAUCAAAGACACUGAGGCUUCCAUGAUUGCAGCGGAAAACACCACUGCGCCCGUGACCACUCGUGAAGCCGAGGCAGAAGAGCAACUUGAAGACGACUUUGACGCCGUCGAAUCGUUUGCAGAGUACUCCGAAGAGAUUGUGCGGAGCACCUUUCUAGACGAUUCUAGGAAGCGGGUUGUCGAGGACGACGCAGAUCAAGAGGAGCAGGUGGAGAUGGCGGUGGAGAGCAUUUGGAGUUGUCUGCUAGACGACACGGCCCACGUUUUUCGGGAGGCUUUGCUGGGGACGAAAGACAACCAGGAGGCGCGACAGCGGAAAGUGGCCCAAAAGGAAGGUGACGGCGAGAACGCUUCCAGGCAGUUUGGCGGCAGUACCGAAAAAACCGAGAGCGAGAGAAAGGUGUCUUUGGGCGACUUCAACGAAGAGAAAGCAGCCCUCGUUUCCCAAUGUUCGGAAGACGGCGGUGCCCCCGCAGGCGAGGCGACCGAGACAGCGAAGCAGGGCGACCAGUGGGACGGUUCAGAAUUGAACUCGAUCGCCGAGAAGCUGGUCUCGGACGCCAUCCGUUGCAUCCUGACCGUGGCGAGAGAGAAGGGCAUGCUGGCGACCGGCGAAGUUUCUCGUGUAUCGGACGUGAGCCGCAAGGUAAGCGUGAUCCUGGCGAGCAUCGAGGAGAAGCGGAACAGCCGGGAGAUGCGUAAGCCCCAAGACCAUAUGGUGCUGGCAACUGACCUGGACGAAGACGAGGUGGCUUGGAAGGACGCUUCGACCGUCUUCCUCGCCCUGGACAGGGAGUCUCCCCCGGAGAAGUCCGGCAAGGAGCUGUGCUCGCGAGCGGUCCAGGCAGAGGACUGUUUCCUCUCUACCACCUCGGAGCAGGACUGGUUCGACGACGACUUCGGGCUGGGCUCGGGGGAUCAGGUGUUUGCCUACCAGCGCUGCAUCCCCAACAAGCCCCCGCCCCCGUACAGCCCCCCCAAGGGGGGCCUGGCAUCCCGGAUGCUCCAAGAGCCGCCCUGGAGCGUGCCCCGAACCGAAGCCGACAUCGCUGCCGUGGUGCGCAAGGCGGCGGCGCUCGUUUACGAGGCGGCGGCACUCGGAGAGGACGUCGAGGCCCUGCGUUGCGACGCGGGCGACUUGGACGAAAAUGUUCCGGCUUCCGGAGCAUCUUCGGAGAGUGGCAUCGAGGCAGAGAGCCGUCGGUGUUACGCGGAGUUCCUGUUUGAUCUGACCAAAGAGCUGGCUCAAGACAUGUUCUGCAUCGGCCCCUCGGAGGUCUCCCCGCCGUGGCAGCGCGGAGUGCGUCUCCGUCGCAGACGUCCGCUUCCCGCCAGUCAAGACGACUUCGUGGUCGCCCUGGAGAAGAGAGUGUUGUCAGAACGCGGUUUCGGCCGCGGAGACACGGGGACGAGCAAGUGGGAUGCGUCGAGGGGCGCCAACUUUGUGGACGCCCUGCUUCACCGGGAAGUGUGCGAGGAGGAGCCCGAGUGGGUGGACUACAGCCGGGAGGAGGUGGCAGUGAAGGACCAGGUGGCAGACGCCAUCUUUCUACUCCUCGUGGACGACACCCUGGAGGAGCUCAAGAGCCUCUGGAACGGGGCGAGGUGAUGCUAGUGCACUGCUAGGAUUGGAAUCAAGAAACCAUUUGGAUGCUGAGCCUCCGACAGCGCUCCUUACUUUUGUUUGUGCUUUGACUGUGCGCGAGGUAUGUACCGCAGUUGCCAUAGCAAUUUGAGCGUCAAUGACCGCCUGUCUCCAGUGAUGUCGGGGAACGUUGCACUAUCUUUUUCAUGUCUGCCAGUAUUAGGUAGCAUAUUGGUACGGUCGGCCUGCAUGUAGCAAAUAAUGACAUAGUAGUAAAGAUGUGGAAGGACUGAAGUGAAGGUCAAGUGUGCUUCUACUGUGGUGCAGGUGUUGAGACGUGGUUGUAGUGAAGAUGCUGGUGUAGGGAUUUUUCUGAAAGAAUUAAUUUUAUGCUGUGGAAAGGUUCUGCGGUAUUGGGUUCAGAUGUAAGCACCAGAGCUUGAAUCCCACUGGGUUGUCGUUGGCAGUUUUCAAUAGUUAUAGUGCUGAUAUACCGAUCGUGCCAGUAUACACACUUGUUUUUGAGUCUGUUAACGGGGCUACUGAAUUUGUUUUGUCAGCAGGAGCUGUAUACCACCGUUUAUUCUGUUAAUGUGCCUCGAUUAAUGUACUAGGAAAAAAACUUUUUUCCACAAGGUGUUCCAAGGCUGGAAGUCCUCUUGCUCCGACUGGCUAGGGAAAAGGGAGUCAGUAAGAAAAUGGUGAUUUGCCAAGUUGGACUGGAAGACCAUAGUUUGUGUGCAAUGCUCACACCAAACUGCAUAUUCUGCUUCUACUUGAUUGUUCCGUCAUACAUUGCCUACUGGCAGAGUUUGUACUGCUCAGGUCUGGAGAGACAUGUCUCGCUGCUCCAAACUAUUAAAGUCAAAUGGGGCAAGUCGGUUGAACGAGCAAAUUUUUCUUGUAUUGUGGAAGAGCACUAAAAGUUGCAUUGCUGAGGUGCCAUGCUCCCAGGCUUGUGGGAUUA
Messenger RNA from Ixodes scapularis (black-legged tick), 8880 nucleotides. RefSeq names its product centrosome-associated protein 350. Gene Ontology annotation, cellular component: centrosome. The coding region runs from base 201 to 7937 and encodes 2578 amino acids. Gene Ontology annotation, biological process: microtubule anchoring. The transcript has 37 exons. The record is from RefSeq and is a predicted model, not a curated record. NCBI's taxonomy places the organism in Eukaryota, Metazoa, Arthropoda, Arachnida, Ixodida, Ixodidae. Gene Ontology annotation, molecular function: microtubule binding.